Messenger RNA from Cuscuta campestris, 2822 nucleotides. Lineage: Eukaryota; Viridiplantae; Streptophyta; Magnoliopsida; Solanales; Convolvulaceae. The record is from the annotation of a GenBank genome assembly.
UAUUAAUGUCGUACAAAAUCAUUGGUUCAGAAAGCACCAAGCAUGCAUGCACGAGAUACAAUUCCCUCCCACCCUAUAUUUAUCACUCGUUUAACCUUUCCUACCUCAUUUCUCCUUCAAUGCUCUUUAUUAUUCACUAUUUAUUGUAUAAAUAAUUUUCAUCCCUAGAUCGAUCGAGAGCAACAUAGACAAUAGAUAAUAUCCAUGGAACACUCCUCGGUCCCAAAACAUUCUUCCAGCAGCUUACAGCUCUUGCAGGAGUUGGAAGCAUUGAGCGCGUCCCUCAACCGCUCACCUGCUUUCACCACCUGCAAGGCUGCAUGCUUAGAGUUUCCUGCAGGAAAAACCGGUAGCGGUGAUGAUGCAAUCACCUCGCGGGCCCCAGAACUCCGGUCUAGACACGCGUCGUCGUUCUCUUACUGGCGUUCUGGGGAGAAGAAGCUCGUUGGCGACGAUGAUGAGACGGGGAAGACGAAGACAAAAGGUGGGAUUUUCAGCUUCUGGAAGCCGAUGCGGGCCCUCUCCCACAUCGGCAAGCAGAAGGUGAGCUGUCUAUUCUGCGUUGAAGUGGUGGCAGCUCAGAGCCUCCCCGCUUCAAUGAACGGGCAACGCCUUGUGGUCUGCGUCGAAAAGAAGGACUCGAAAAGCGGAGCGGUGAGGACUUUGCCAUCCAAAGUCUCCAGAGGAGGCGCCGAAUUUGAGGAGACACUAUUCGUCACAUGCCACGUGUAUUUCUCUCCGGGAAGCGGGACGACGAGCGUGAACUUCGAACCACGACCGUUCGUGAUAUUCGCUUUAGCGUUCGAUGGUUCGAGAGAGCUUGAUUGUGGAAGAAGCUAUGUGGAUUUAAGCAAGCUUAUUCAAGAAUCUAUAGAGAAGAGCUUUGAAGACGCACCUAUAAGAAAAUGGGACACGAGCUUCAACCUGUCGGGAAAGGCCGAGGGAGGAAAGGUCAAUCUGAAACUGAGUUUUCAGAUAAUGGAGAAAGAUGGCAUCGGGACGUACAUUCGUGGACGACAAAACGCCGUAGCAAUCAAGAAGGGAGAACGCUCGUGUUCGUUCGCACGGAGACAGUCGAAAACAUCGUUCAGUGUCCAGACGACGACGAUGCGGGAUUCAAAGACAAGGAGAAUAACGGAAGACAUGCCGCCGGGGGUGGAGUACGAGGUGGUGGACAAGGGCGUGGAGGUGGAGGAGGUUUGCAGGAAGAGGGACGACGCGGUUUCGAACGAGGUUGUGGUCAAGGAAGUUAUGCAUCAUCAUCGUCGUCGUUAUGGUGAUGGGAAUAAGUUGAGGUUUCGUAUGGCUGUGCUUGAUUCCAUUGCCCAACAAAUCAAAGAACUGGAGUCCAUCUUGUUGGGGGACAAAGGCAACUACUGGCGGGAUAAACAAGGAGAAGAAGAAGAAGAAGAAGAAGAAAUGAUCACAAGGGAGUUUAUUGAAAAGCUUCAUGAUGAUGAUGAUGAUGAGAAGGAGGAUUCAGAAGAAGAAGAAGAAGAAAAGAGAAAUAAUUGGUUAUUAGCAGAACUUGGGGAUGGACUGGGAUGCGUUGUUCUAACAAGGAAUGAAGGUUUCCUUGCUUCCAUCAAUCCUCUUAGGCAUUAUAAGCAGGUAGGAAAUAAUGUUGCAGUAGUAGGGGCAAAAAGGGAAGGCCCGAGACUGGCCAUGCAGAUGUCAAAACCAUUGGUUCUUAAUAUUCAUCAUCUGCAAUCAGACGACGGCGCACCAAUGAAUAAUAAUGGGAAGGCGGGGGGGAUUAAUAAUAAUAUUAUGGAGGCGUUACAGAGGACGGCGGCGGGUUUGGGAGUGGAAGGGAUGACCUCUCUCCUUUCCACUUUGAUGCCCAUUGAAGAGCUGAAGGGAAAGAGUGCAGAGCAGAUUGCCUUUGAAGGCAUUGCCUCUCAAAUCCUUCACCAACAAGGAACAAUAAGAAACCCCUCCUCCAUGGCCGAGACCCGCCGCCGCAGUCCCACCUCCUCAAGCUCUUUUAUGCGCACGUUAGCUGUGGUCAAAUCAAUGGCAAAUGCGAUGAACAGGGGAGACAAGAGCCAGGAGAGGUGCACGACGGCGUUAGAAGACGUUUUAGGCUUAUCAGUGCGGAAACUCGAAGAGGUGACCGUCGAAGCCUUGAAAAUCCAAGCCGGCAUCGACGAAGAUGAAGUAGAUCGAGAAGAAGCCCUACCGCCGCCGCGCUUUGAUGUUUCAUCAGCACAUGACAACGGAGUCGCCACUCUUUUCGAACGUGCGGUCUCGUUCCAAGAGUGGCUAACGAGAGGGAACAAUGAGGGCGAGAACAUGGACAUAUGUUUUGUCGUCCAGCUGCGGGACCCACUGAGGCACUACGAGGUGGUCGGUGGUCCAAUGCUCGUACUAAUCCAUGCUGUUAGCAACUCUGGUGGUGGUGGUGGUGGCGGUGGCGGUGGAGAGAUGGGGUGGUUGGAAGGAGAAGGAGAGGAUGAGAAGUGCAAUGGAAUGGUUGAUGGGGAAUGGACUUGUAAAUAAUAAUAAUAAUAAUAAUGGGAGGAACUCAAAAGGGGGUUGGGGUGGAGGAUUGAUAUUUCCUCAUGCAAAAAAGGAUGAUAGUGCUAGUAAUAAAAAUGUGAUGUGGAGUAUAUCCUCAUUAGGUAGAUCAUCAUCAAUUGCAGCAGCUGAUGAAGGUAGGGGUCAUCAUGUGUGGCUCAAACCAUUGAGAAACCCAAAUAUCAUGCUCACUAAUUAGAUGUUCAUCAUCACCAUAAACAUAUAUUUCUAUGCUCUAUGCAAUGUAUACUUUCUCACUCACAAACAUCAUACUUUGUCCUAAAUUAAUUACUUACAUAGUU